AUGUCAUACUCCUGUACUGAAAAACUAUGGAAACCAAUCAUUAGACCUCCAAGACACUAUUAUUAAUUAAAAGAUUUAGGCAAUCAAAUCACAAUGGUUAUUGAUACAGUUACGAAACGAACAGAUUUUGAAAUUGUGAAUAAAAGAAAACUUACAUUAUAAUGUAGGUACACUCUAAACAAAUAUUACCAGUCUAUUUGAACCUGUGAGAGUUCAAGAUCGGUAACACUCUUGUAUGAUUUAUUUGCAUGGAAACUCUAGCAGCCGAGUUGAAGCAUUGACAAUUUUAGAAUACUUGAUCCCUUAUAACAUAGCAGUUUGCGGAAUUGAUUUAUCAGGUAAGCCAUCGCUCAUUUAUCCAGGUUCUGGACAUUCUGAAGGUGUUUACAUUUCUCUUGGUUAUUAUGAAUCCCAAGAUGUACAGAGUCUUAUUGAUUAUCUACGAGAUCAUAAAGUAAGAUACAACUUUAAUAAUAGAGCCUUACAUAACUUAAAUAGGGUUAUGGGGUAGAUCUAUGGGUUCAGUAACAGCUAUUCUAAGUGCCAGUUAGAAUGAAGAUAUUAAGGUUUUAGUUUGUGAUAGUCCCUUUUCUAAUUUGACUCUUUUGUGUAAAGAAAUUGCAACUUUUGGUUAUGGAGUACCUGGUUGUUGUUUUGAUUGUUUUUUUUGUUUUGUAAAAUCAAAAAUUAGAAAGGAAGCUAAUUUUAAUGUGGAUGAUCUGAAUGUUAUUUAAAUAAUAGGAAGUAAUAUUUUGUUAGCUUACAAAUACUAGAUCUUUCAUCUUAAGUUUCAAUUGCAUUUUUGAGUGCUAAUUAAGAUUAAUUGAUUCCUUCAAAACAUGCUAAAUAAUUGCAUUGUUUUUUUAAAGGAACUAAAUUACUUAAAUCAUUUGAUGGCCAUCACAAUUCAAAAAGACCAAAUGAUGUUAUGAAAGAAGUGGCAGAUUUUGUUAUUUCUUAAUUGGGCAAAUAACAAAGUGAUUAACCUUAGAGUUCAAGAGAUACUAAAUUAUUGUUACUACACAAUUAAAGAGAAAAGAUAUCUUUCCAAUAUGAUGAAGUACAUCCAAUAAUGACUGGAGGUUAAAUUUCGAAUAAUGAAUAAAAUAUAACAAAAUGA
Paramecium pentaurelia is the source of this 1120-nucleotide messenger RNA. The record is from the annotation of a GenBank genome assembly. Lineage: Eukaryota; Ciliophora; Oligohymenophorea; Peniculida; Parameciidae.